CCCAAGUUCAUCAUGUUGAUAGCUGAGUUUAGUUGGGCUUCUUCGUUUCCCUCUAUUGCAAAAAGAAAAGUACAUGUCGUUUAUGAACGAACAAAACGGAUUUUAAGGGAAAACUUGUUUUUAUAAGUUGAGUAAUGAUUGCUAUUUACACAUAAUGAUAAUGAUGUGUAAUUAAUUUCAACUACACAAUUAAAAGUGAUGAGGUCCCACUUAAAAUUAUCUAUGGAUGAAAUUUAACACAUCUAACAUUACUUAAGUUUUAUUCAUUGGAAGUUCUUGAUAAAUUACAUUAAUAGCACGUAUUAUGUUGUUUAUUCAAAUUGUUCGGAAAAUGAAUUAGAAUUAUUUUAUGUUGUUUACAUUAUUAGGAAACUUAAUUAGAAUGUUUAAAUUGAUUAAAUUAUUUUUUUUAUUAAAAAAUAUAAAUAAAUAUAAAUAUUUAUUUUGUGAGAUAUAUUUUUAAAUAACAAAAUUAUCUUUAAAUUUUCUAUUUAUAAAAAAUAGAAGUCAUUAUUAUCAAUGGCAUUUCUUUGGUAAUUGGGAUUUUUUUUCCCUUAUUCUACCAAUUUCUACCAUUAGUAAAUAUGUGAAUUCGGAAUCAUUAUUAAACAAAUAAUUUUCAUUAAACAUGCCAUAUUAUCAAACAACAUAUGAAAUAGAAAACUAAAUGUCGUUUUCUGCCUCAUUUGUUGGUUUGUUUUUAAAGAAAAAAGAUGUUGUCAGCGUUACAUACAUACAGGUCUGUCAUCUUUGUAGAAACAGAAAAAUACAUGUCGUUUCUCUAAAACUCGAUAUGUUCUGUAAUUGACUUAUUGUUUCUGUUCAAUAAGUAAUGAAAGUUGGCCAACAUGUCGUUAUUCAUCUGAAAGGAGACAUCUCAAGGAGAAACGACAUGUAGUCAUAAUGUGGUCAUGAAAAAUAUUUGUACGUGGGUACCAAGUAAGCGUGGAUAUUAAGCAACCUACAAGAGAAAGAACUACACACACAACAAAGUCACACUCCAUUCUUGUAACUAUUUAAGAAGAGCCAAGUAUAUUGAAGCAUCACUACAACAACUAUCAAUUCAAGCUUUGAUAACCCCAAUGGAGCUUCCCCUUAAAAAAAACAAAAAACUUCAAUGGAGCAUUCAUCAAAGUCAAACUCCUCCAAUCAUUUCAACACCAAUUUCUGUUUGGCCUUGACAACCCAAGUUUUAGAAAAUGAAGCCAAUAAGGGUACAAACUUUGUGGCCUCACCUUUAUCAUUACAUGUUGUGUUAAGCUUGGUCGCCGCAGGGUCAACGGGACGUACUCUAGAACAGUUGUUGUUCUUUUUGGGAUCACAAAGUGUUGAUGAACUCAGUUUAUUGUCUUCACAUGUCACAAGUCUGAUAUCACCAAAUGAAGGCAGUGAAAGUCCAAGAAGUGGUCCCCUCUUAUCCUUUGUUAAUGGGGCUUGGUUGGAUCAAAGGUACAAUUUGAAGCCAUCAUUUGAAGCUAUUGUGAAAGAGACAUACAAAGCCGAGAUAAAAAACGUUGACUUUGUUGCUAAGGCUGAUGAAAUAGUGGAUGAAGUGAAUUCUUGGGCUGAAAAAGAAACCGAAGGACUCAUAACUAAACUUCUUCCUUAUGGAUGUGUAGAUUUUCAUACUGUACUAGUUUUUGCAAAUGCACUCUACUUCAAAGGAUCAUGGGAUAAACAAUUCGACACUUCAAAUACUCGAACUAGAAACUUUCACCUUCUUAACGGUCAAACUGUUCAAGUUCCCUUUAUGACAACUGGUGACAACCCUUUUGAGAGACAUCUAUACAAAUGCUUUGAUACUUUUAAGGUUCUCAAAAUUCCUUACCGAAGUGGUCAAGACUCUCGUAGAUUUUCCAUGUACUUUUUCCUUCCAAAUGAGAGGGAUGGUAUCUUCAAUCUAAUCCAAAAGGUUAAAUCAAAUCCUAAUUUUUUGGAUGAACAAUAUGAGCUGACAAAAGACAAACUCACUGAGUUUUGGAUUCCAAAAUUUAAAUUCUCAUUCGAGUUUGGAGCGAUAGAGACCAUGCAUAAAAUGGGGCUCAAACUACCUUUCAAGCCUGGUGAGCUUACAGAAGUGAUUGAUUGUCCCAUUCUUGGUAAGGACAUCUUUGUUUCAAAAGUAUUCCACAAGUCUUGUAUAGAAGUCAACGAGGAAGGGACAGAAGCUGCGACUAGCACUGCUGUUAUGUUCGAAUUGCAACGCCAAAGAGUGUAUCCAAGCUUUGUGGCUGAUCAUCCCUUCUUGUUCAUGAUUAGAGAAGAGACUCAUGGGAUUGUGUUCUUUUUUGGAGCUGUGCUUAAUCCACUUCUAGACUCCUAAUCCUCAUUCCUCUUAACAUGUUGUUCUACUGUAAUUUGUCUUUAUUAAGUGUGCGUGUUCUUUUUUUUUUUUCUGGCUGAAAUAUGUAAGGUGUGCUUUGAUAUGCUACUUUUGAUGGAUUGACAUCUUUCUGUUGUAUGAAAAUAAAUCUCAAUUAUUAGAUAUACAAAAAUAAAUU
Molecule: messenger RNA, 2501 nt
Organism: Humulus lupulus (European hop)
Lineage: Eukaryota; Viridiplantae; Streptophyta; Magnoliopsida; Rosales; Cannabaceae
Product: serpin-ZX-like
Exons: 2
Coding region: 1118-2323 (401 amino acids)
Molecular function (GO): serine-type endopeptidase inhibitor activity
Source: RefSeq, a predicted model, not a curated record